GUGACAAUCCCUAUUACCCCUUGUAGGUGAAAUUUGUUGGUGUGUGGGUAUGGGUCGCUGUCUUUUAUGCGAACUCCCCCCGUGCCGCGCGGUCCGCACGUGGUGCGUGGUGGCCAAGUGUGGCCUGAUUUCACAGUUCUGAUGAAGACAGACAGAUGCGGGCGUUGGUGCGUGGGUGCUGGAGGUAGAGCAGGAGGAGGCAAGGAUCAGGACGUCUAGGAGGCGACAACCCCGAAUGUUCGCCGCACGGAGCUUUCGGCGUAAUGUCGGAAUGGCUGUUGGGUCCCUCUCUUUCAACUACUUCGUGUGGUUUGUCUUUUGGAGAAUGCCACUA
Ectocarpus sp. CCAP 1310/34 is the source of this 334-nucleotide messenger RNA. NCBI's taxonomy places the organism in Eukaryota, Phaeophyceae, Ectocarpales, Ectocarpaceae. The record is from the annotation of a GenBank genome assembly.